AUGACUUCAUCCAGUACGAUAGAAACAACGCUAUUAUCAUCUAUUCUCAUUACUACUGCAGAAAUCGGCACGACUAUGCAUGCAACCUACGUCAACACUAAUGAAACAACUAUGACUAGUACAAAACAAACAACUAAUUCCAUCGAAAUUGAUGAUCUUACAACAUUGAUCACGAUUAGUACUGCACGGCCAAUCGCCUCUUUUACGGAGUUCGACACUACAGUACUAUUAACCGGCAAUAAUACUUCAUCACGAAUAACGUCUACUAUUCGUGAUAUUCUAAUGUCAUCAGAUAUUGUUAGUACACCUAUGUAUAGUAGUGAGGUUCUGGUUUCAACUACAACAGAUAUUUCUAAUAUCACCUUCGGUAUAAAAUCAACAACACAUAUGAUGACCAAUACUACUUCUAAAAAGCCGGCAAUCAAUAUUAAAACAUCAAAGAAGAUUUCGAAAACGUCUACUACAUCAAUUGUACCUUUAGGGAAACUUCCUUCAAAUAAAAAAUCAUCACCUCACAUUCAAUAUGUCAUAAUUAUACUUUCUAUAAUUGGAGUUAUGGCAUUAAUAGCGUGUCUUGGCUUUUUUUAUCUACACCAUCAAACUAACGGAACAGAAAGUUUCCUAGACCGAAAUGACAGUGAUGAAUCGUUAUCUUCAGUUUCGACAAAAUCUGAUCAGAAUCCAUCCAGUGCAUAUGAUGAAGAAAAACCACUAACGGAUAUCAUCUCACAAGUACCAUUACCUUUGAAACAGGAAGGACAAUCAAAAAUAUUCAAUAAAAAGAGCCCUGGACGGAUAUUUAGUCAAAUAGAUCCAGAUGGUCUUUAA
This is a messenger RNA of Rotaria socialis, 828 nucleotides long. The record is from the annotation of a GenBank genome assembly. NCBI's taxonomy places the organism in Eukaryota, Metazoa, Rotifera, Eurotatoria, Philodinida, Philodinidae.